Molecule: messenger RNA, 852 nt
Organism: Microplitis demolitor
Lineage: Eukaryota; Metazoa; Arthropoda; Insecta; Hymenoptera; Braconidae
Product: loricrin
Exons: 3
Coding region: 1-852 (283 amino acids)
Source: RefSeq, a predicted model, not a curated record
AUGAAAUACACGAGCAAGUGCGAAAUGCUGUCACGUCGCGCGUGUAGUGAGAGCGGACCACAUCCCGCGGAUGUUUAUGUUGCUGGAGGCAAUAGAAACACCGGGACAAAUUGGGUCGGUGAUUGUAGUGGCGGUGGUAGUGGAUCUGGAGCUGGGGGAGGUUUUGCUCAUCAUGGACAUCUUUGGGGUAAACGUCAUCAUGGACCGGCAUCGGCACCUGUGCUUAGUCACGCAAGUACUCGGCCACCCCAGCCCAUUAUUUUGAGAACGAGAAGAAGUUGGCCAGCUGCGCCUAGUAGAUGUAGAAGUCAGGGUAUCGAAGUGGGGGGCACGUGGUCGUGCUGCCUGCCGUGCGCCGGCGGCGGCGGGCGAGGAGCUCCUGGUGGUCUUACUUCUGCUGGUGGUUGUGGUUCCAGUGCCGGUGGUUCCGGUGGUACCGGUACCGGUGCCAGUGAGGGAAAUAGUCCCGGUUCCCCGUCUGGGACCGAAAGCAACUCACGUUCCAAAACCAACAAGUCAUCAAUUAUCGUCUGCCACAGCAACAGACGCAGACAGAACCAGAAGAGCAGCAUCACGAGUGUAAUUAAGAGUACCUGCAAACGUAGUGGUAGUAAUAACAGCUCCAACGACUUUAAUGGAGAGUUGGACGAUCUAGCGGCUCUCGACGCUGCUGUCGAGGCUGUCGCCAAGGGCGGUUCUUUUACUUUAACCAAAGACUCUAAAGACCAACACAAUAAUUCUGAGGACUGCAGCAACAAAGACGGCAACACACAGCACCGGCUCAGUCCCAGAUUACACGAUAUUGAGGAAGAGGAUGAUGAAGAGUGUCGACAUACUAAAGAAAGCCGAUAG